Molecule: messenger RNA, 2460 nt
Organism: Coniophora puteana RWD-64-598 SS2
Lineage: Eukaryota; Fungi; Basidiomycota; Agaricomycetes; Boletales; Coniophoraceae
Exons: 25
Coding region: 1-2460 (819 amino acids)
Biological process (GO): mismatch repair; reciprocal meiotic recombination
Cellular component (GO): nucleus
Molecular function (GO): ATP-dependent DNA damage sensor activity; mismatched DNA binding; ATP binding
Source: RefSeq, a predicted model, not a curated record
AUGUCAACAUCGCGGCCGUAUACAACCCAGUCACGCCCUUUUACUGCUCAAUCACGUCCAGCUACGGGUCGUCCCAAAACAGCCGCGUCAACGAGGAAUGAAGGAAACUAUGUCGUCGCGUUGAUAGAGAGCCGCGGUGUCGCCCACGAAGUCGGAAUCGCAGCUCUUGAUAGAGACACGGGAAGAGUAAUGCUCACUCAGCUUGCCGACUGUUCGACCUAUGCAAGGACUCUUCACCAGAUGCAAGUGCAUACACCUUGCAUUAUCCUCGUUCCGGAUACCUUCUUUUCAGGCCUCGACUCAUCCUCGGGUAAAGCAUCUUCUGGGUCUCUGCUAGUGCAGUACGCUAUGGAAGAGUUUCCCGCUACUCCGAUCGAGCCUGUUGCCCGAAAGUACUGGAAUGACGGCUCAGCAGGAAUGGAGUUCAUCUCUCAGCUAUGCGUUGAAGACGACGACAGAGCAGCUAUUUUAGUCGCAGUUGCCGACAAAUAUUAUGCACUCUCUGCUGCCUGUGCGCUCUUCAAGUACGUGGAAAUGCGCAUGAACACUCGCUUCGCUGCCUCGUCGGUCCGCAUUCGCUAUGUGCCCACUGAGGGCACCAUGAUGAUCGAUCCGGAGACUGCCCGAAACCUCGAGCUGGUCAACAACAUAACCUACAAGAAAUCUUCUCAUUCGCUUUUUGGGGUGAUGAACCACACGUAUACACCCAUGGCGGCUCGUCUUUUGCGCGCAACCAUACUUGCGCCUAUAACAGUUGAAGCCUCGUUGGAAUCGCGCCUCGAUGCUGUAGAAGAACUAGUCAAUAACGAGGAAAGGUUUUCUGAUGUUCGGAUUGCUCUGAAGACGCUCAACAAGUUGGACCUUGACAAACUCAUAUCAUCCCUCGCAGCCUACGAAGUGACUAUUUCGUCAAGUGCUAGACCGGCAUCAGCUCGGGUCCUACAAAUGCUCAAUUUACGAAGCCUCGUUCGCAAUAUCCCAAAUCUGCGAAGGGCAUUGCAUGGGAGUCAGUCUACCCUUCUGCGCAUUAUUGAGAAGAUGAUCUCGGAUACACGACUCGAUAGGAUUGAUGCACUUGUAGCCGAAAACCUCAAUGACGAGGCCGGGCCUGCCAAGACUGGCAUAGCUGCCGUGAAUGCGCGCGUAUAUGCGGUGAAGGCCAACCGCAACCGCCUACUUGACGUAGCCCGCGAAACUUACAAGGAGAACGUCGGAGAUAUACACCAGCUCUGUGCUAUGCUGUGUGAGAAGCAUGGUUUACCUUUGUUCCUUGUCUACCAAGAGUCUGGUUACGUUUUUUCAUCAAAAAAGGAAGAUCUCGAAGGAGAGCUUCCUCCGGGGUUUAUCAACGUUACGAUGCAAAAGGGACGCUGGCUAUUUAGUAGCUUGGACCUCAAGAAGAUGAACGCGCGGAUGAAAGACGCUCUCGAUGAGACGCUUAUGCUGAGCGAUAAAAUUGUUCAAGACAUGGUGGGCGCAAUACAGGGAGAUUCCGGAGCCCUCUACAAAGCAUCUGACGCGAUUGCUCUCGUGGAUGUCUUGUGGUCAUUUGCACAUGUAUCUAUUAUACGACCCGAAUUUACCGGAACACUUGCCAUCAAGGCGGGUCGUCAUCCGAUUCUUGAGACGGUGCAGUCAGCCGGAACACUCGUUUCCAACGAUGUCUACAGCUGUGAUUCUUCACACUUUCAAAUAAUCAGAGGACCCAAUAUGUCAGGCAAAAGCACUUACCUUCGGCAAACUGGACUGCUUGCCAUCAUGGCAAUGUGUGGCUGCUUUGUUCCGGCGGAAUACGCCAGUUUUCGCGUACACGAUGCUCUCCUCACUAGACUUUCCAACGAUGAUAACAUGGAGAAAAGCCUUAGCACCUUCGCGAAUGAGAUGGUGACUUCGGCGAUGAUAUUGGGCCUUGCGACAUCUCAAACCCUGGUUCUUGUUGAUGAACUCGGGCGUGGUACAUCUUCUUCUGAAGGUGUUGGGAUUGCUCACGCGAUCGCGGAAGAGUUGAUUGACAUCAAGUGUUUCACGUUCUUCGCAACACAUUUCGAGGUGCUAUCAACAACACUCUCGCGUCAGCCUGGAGUUGUAAACCUUCAUUUGUCCGUCCAGCGAGCACGGUCAUCCGCCUCUAACAUCGGAGUGACCUAUCAAUACAAAAUCCUGGAUGGCGAACCGGACGAGAUGGAACACUAUGGUCUCGAGCUCGCACGGCUCGCCGAUCUGCCCGCCGACGUGAUGUCGGAAGCCCACAGAGUGUCUGAGGCCCUCGUGGAGAAGGAGAAUCAGUCCAAGGCAGAGAGUCGAUCGAGCAAGGUCUCUAUCCGGCGCCGCGCUUUAUUAAAGCUCAAAACGCAGCUGACGCAGGCGUAUGAGCACUCGCAGCUUCCGGACGAAGAGCUGGUGGCUUAUCUCGCGAAGCUCCAGAGGGAGAUGGUCAAGGUGCUGCACGAUACGCUCUGA